Scutellospora calospora is the source of this 153-nucleotide messenger RNA. NCBI's taxonomy places the organism in Eukaryota, Fungi, Glomeromycota, Glomeromycetes, Diversisporales, Gigasporaceae. The record is from the annotation of a GenBank genome assembly.
GUAAAGCCAAUGAACGCAAAGAGAGGAAAGCCAGCAAAAGCAAAGAGAGGAACCAACGAACGCAAAGGAGGUAAAGCCACUGAAUUCGAAAAGUUAUUACGUCGUAAUGACAUAUUAUUGCAUCGUAAUGACAUUGUAAGACAUUGUACGUAA